This is a messenger RNA of Gigantopelta aegis, 3539 nucleotides long. Its product is annotated as 14-3-3-like protein 2. The record is from RefSeq and is a predicted model, not a curated record. Gene Ontology annotation, cellular component: cytoplasm. NCBI's taxonomy places the organism in Eukaryota, Metazoa, Mollusca, Gastropoda, Neomphalida, Peltospiridae. The coding region runs from base 101 to 883 and encodes 260 amino acids. Gene Ontology annotation, biological process: signal transduction. The transcript is spliced from 5 exons.
UAGCUGAAAGUAGGUCCUGUAUUCCGCCAUUUUGGAUUGGAUUCUCGUAUUUGGUACUGAUUUUGUGACACAUAUCGGUAUUAUUAAAUAAUUAGCAAAAAUGCAGUCAAAAGAGCACUUUGUGAUAAAAGCAAAGUUAGCUGAACAAGCAGAGCGAUACGAUGACAUGGCUACUGCAAUGAAAAAGUGCGUAGAAGAGACUAGCACCAAAAAAGAAACGCUUAACAACGAGGAAAGAAAUUUGCUGUCUGUUGCUUACAAGAAUGUCGUAGGUGCUCGGAGGUCCGCCUGGAGGGUAAUAUCCAGUAUUGAACAGAAGACAGAAUCUGCUGAUAAAAAGCAACAGAUGGCAAAGGACUACAGGGAAAAGGUUGAAAAGGAACUCAAAGGAAUAUGUCAAGAUGUUUUGGAUUUGCUGGAUAAGAUUUUAAUUCCAAUGAUAAAAGAUGACCCCAAGGACAAGCAAAAGCUGGAGAGUCUGGUCUUCUACUUAAAGAUGAAGGGAGACUACUUCCGCUACCUGGCGGAAGUGAGCAGUGGACAGGAUAGGAAAGACGUCGUGGAGAAGUCGAGAGAAGCGUACCAUGAGGCGGACCUGAAGGCCGGUGACGACAUGACUCCAACACAUCCCAUCCGUCUAGGUCUAGCAUUAAAUUUUUCUGUUUUCUACUACGAAAUUAUGAAUCACCCAGAGAAAGCUUGUGAACUUGCCAAAAAAGCAUUUGAUGACGCCAUAACACAACUAGACACAUUAAAUGAAGACUCGUAUAAAGACAGUACCUUGAUAAUGCAGCUAUUGAGGGAUAAUUUAACACUUUGGACAUCAGAUGCACAAAGUGAGGAGUGCGAAGGAGGGGAUGCCCCCGAACAGCAAGCUCAGUGAAUUGAGGCGGCCAUCUUUGAAACUUGUCGAUCGGCUUGUGGCCACUGUGAGGAAGGACCUCUGCGUGGAGUGACGUCACCAGGUCGACGUCACAAACGUUGAUCGUAUAUCAUCUCAAAAACACUUUCAGCAGACAGGCUCAAUUGUCAUUUUAUUUCUGUGUACAUCAGGGUGUGUUGCUGUGUGCAUUCUAGUUAAAACAGGGGGUUGAAAAAACAUUUUUAAAAAAAGAAUUUUUUUUCUUCAUGAACGGUGAAGACUGGUGACUGUUUAAUGUUGGCAGUUUAUUGUGAAGACCUUUUUUUUUUCCUUUUUUUUUUUUUGUGGGUUAAUUAAUGAUCAUAAUUAUUAUAAGAGUCGUCUCUUUUUUUUUUCCUUGAUAAGAAAAUCCAGAAUUUUCGUUGACUUAGUAUUUUUAGGAAGACCGUUCUCGGAUUGAGCCCUGACUAUUGUUGCUGACUUUAUGUUUUUUCAAAUAUCAUUUAUAACAAUCAUCAUUUUCAUGUUGCAAAUAUGAAAGGUGGGGAAGAAAAAACAACAACAAACGGCAUGGUUUUGUGAUUUAGAACUAAUUUAACAUAUUUUUAAACUUAUGAUUUUGGAUUUCUGUCUUUUAGCAGGACAUGUUUAAUUUAAUUUAGUUUUUUUUAAUAUAUAUAUUUUUUUUCUUGGUUGUUAAUGUGAAAGUAGUUCUGUUGAUUGAUGUUUUUUCAUGUUGAGUAGAAGGACUCGCUUUGUCUUGUAUUCUAGGAAAGGAGACACAAAGAGAAAACAAAUAAUACACAGCUGACUGUUACUGCCUAUAGAUUGUUUAAUCGCUAUUGUCCUAUUCUGCAUUGUGAUUUGUCUUCUUUAGUAACGGCUAUCUGGAAAAAAAAAGUGUUGAGACGAUGUUUUGGGAGUGUAAUCUGUAAUAGCGUAAUAUGUUGCCCAUCCUACAUCGGUCAUGUUAUUACAUACCUCAUUUGAAAUCAUCGUAGCGUGGAUUGUGGUGUGCUGUGAUUGUCACGGGAACACACCAAAACGUAUAUAUAUUGGCAAAAGCUGAUGUUGUAUGUGGUAUGGCUUAGCUGUUGUUGUGUCACCUGCUGUAUAAUAUGUGAAACAUUGCCCCAUACUUUUUAAAAACAUUUUUUUAUUUCGUAUUUUUUUUUUUUUGCAAAGAAAUUCAAAUUGCUGUGGUGGGGGGUUUCUAAUUUUUAUGAUGGAAUAGGUAAGAAAAUACACAUCUAUUUAGUUUGCUCAAAUUUCGUUUUUUUUAACUUUUACAAAAAAAUUCAUGAAUUUGCCCCCCCGCCACCCCCCCCCCAGUUUUGAUGAAUUUAAUUUUUAAAAUGUUCAGAUAAAUUCAUGCUCCUUUUUUGGGUGGGGCUUUUUUGGUUUUGUUAAUAAUACAAAACUGAAGUUUGCUACAUAUGCUGUAUUAUCAAAUUAUCUUUGUGAUGACUUUAUUAAGUAGUACACUUUCCAAAUUCAGCUUGUCAAAUAUUUGUUCAUUUGCCAGUUAUCACCUUAAUACCUUGGGCAUCACAUUGCGUGUCGCAUAGUUUUGUAAAAGUUUUAAUUUCUCUAUUCUGGCAAGUAAUUUCCAAAUAGAACUUUGUUAAUUGCUACUCUUUUUUUUUUCUCAUCAUAAUCGAUAAUCUGUUUCCAUAAUGUCAUCCUGUAAUUGAUAAAGUCACUCGCUCGCCUAAAUACGUCAGACUAUGGUGUUUUCCUAGAAAUGACAGGAUAGUACAUUCUUGUAGGUUAUAGUCUUGUUUACUAAACCAUUAUUUGUGUGCCUUGUCUGGUGGGCUAAAAACAAGACAUAUAUAUCUUGCUUUUGGAAAGCCAAAAUAUUCUUUGUUAAACCUUGCUUAAUCACUGCAAAGUGAAUAUGUCUUACUAUCGUCAAUUCUAUACCGUAGAUUAUUAUUAUUAUUAUUUUUUCACACUAUUUCGGCAGUGACGGAUGCUUGCUUCUAGAAAUGCAUAAUAAACAGUAGAAUAUUGCACUCAUCUUCAAAACCUUUUUCUAUAAAAUAUGAAAUGUGUAUUUAUAAAAUGCUAAAAUUUAUUAUUUAUAGAAGAAGAAAAAAGUAGAAAAAAAAACCUAAUUAAAAAAAAAAUAGAAAAAGAGACCAGAUGAAAACUGCAUGGACUGCAGUAGAGAACGAAGUAUUAUUGAUGUUAACGAUUUGUGAUGUUACUAUUUUACUGCAAUGUUUUAAAAACAGUCUGUUAAGUCUUCUAGACCCAGUGAAUCCUUUGUCACAUGGUCAUAUUUUCUAAUGGUACUAAAGUUUGUAGUGGGCUUCUGGAAUUAUUUACAUCAUUGUCAAAGAAAAAGCGUUAACAAGUCCCAUUUACCAGUUUCAAAACCAAGAAUUUACUUCAUAACACAAAAUAAUAGAACUCGCAUUUUACCUAUUUUAAUAAAACCAUUUGUGUAUUUCAUAACUUAAGAUAAUAAAAAUUGCAUUUUACCAAUGGUUGGUUAUUGUUACAACUAUAAUGGAAUGUUAUUAAAGUGAAUGUAACAGGAACUCUGUAUUGACAAUUGUUUUGCUGUUUCUUUAUAUUUAUCUUAUGUCUUCGUGGAAUAGUCACUAUUCCAUUAUUUAUGUUCAAUAAACUUCUUACAUCGGAGAAUAAAAUGGCUUUGACAAAACUA